AUGGGUGAUCCAAAUCGGUGGUUGGAGUCCUGUCUGCAGGCGAAGAUCUUCGGGUUGGACAAGGUAGUCAAAUCUGUGACGAAAGCAAUGAAGGUGUUGGCAUGUGUUCGACGGCGGCAAUUGCAGAAGCUGCUUCAGUCGGAGGACUAUAUGCUGCACGCGGAUCUCUGA
This is a messenger RNA of Aspergillus clavatus NRRL 1, 171 nucleotides long. RefSeq lists its product as uncharacterized. The transcript has 2 exons. Lineage: Eukaryota; Fungi; Ascomycota; Eurotiomycetes; Eurotiales; Aspergillaceae. The record is from RefSeq and is a predicted model, not a curated record. Bases 1 to 171 code for a protein of 56 amino acids.